Messenger RNA from Chara braunii, 3165 nucleotides. The record is from the annotation of a GenBank genome assembly. Lineage: Eukaryota; Viridiplantae; Streptophyta; Charophyceae; Charales; Characeae.
GGUGUCUGGUGGGGGGCUGGUCUGGGAAGAUGACGAUCGCUCCCCGGAUGCUAUGGGGCGGCAAUCCCAAGGGAGGGGGAGGCAGCGCCUGCAACUGCAAAGGAGGGGGUUUGGGAGCGGGGCCGAGGUCAUUUGCGAGCUCGGGCAGUCUGCCGGAUGAAGAUCGGAUGUCUCUAUCUGGAGGAGAGGGGAAGCAUCAUCCUUCGGGAUUUAGGCUGGCGCUUAUGGUCUUGGUGACGAUUCUUUCGUUCUAUAUUAUCUCGAGCAAUUUCUCUGCUCACUGCCAGAAUGCAGUUGUAGCGCGGCCGUUGGAUGCAGUCCACAUUCCACCGCCACCUGGGUUUCAUAUGUAUGAGCCUGUAGAGCUUGGGACUGGGCGAAGACUAGUGGGGCAUCCAGCAGAGCAAUCAGAAGGAGGCAGAGGGGGAAGGCAAGGAGAAGGGGGAGGAGGCAUAGAAGCAGAAAGAAUUGGGAGAGAGUCAGAUAGAGGGGAGAGAGAAGAAAGGCAAGGAGAAAGAGAAGAUAGAGGAGGAGGAGGAGGAGAUAGAGAAAGUGGAGGGAGAAAUGAGGAGGCAAUAACGAAGACUGGGCGAGUUGUUAGAUCGAGUAGAAAGCAGAUGCACGAACCGGCAACUGUCUCGCCGGACCGCACAUCGACCAGGACAGUCGAAUUAUUGAUCCCGACACCGUCGAUGCGUCCUUCUGAUGAUCGUUCGAUCGCUGUGGGGUCACAGAGUGCUGAUCAGGAACCUGUUAUUGCGCCUACGCCGAAUGACGCCACAGCUGCUGGCCGGUCUACUACCGGUAGUACCAUUGUGUCCUCCAAUAACCGAGGUCCUGUGUCGUCAGGAGGUCCUGAGGCGGGAGACAGAGGCGUGUUACAGAUGGCAAAAGAGGGAGGAGGAGGAGAAGCUUCAUCAAGACGAGGAGGGGAAGGAGUUUUGUCGCAAGCAGGAGCAGGACGAGGAGAAGAGGAAAGAACAGGGUUUCAUAUACCAAUUACCUCGUUGGUAGCAAGAGCAGAAAGGGGAGGAGGAAGCUCUUUCUUGAAAUCAUCUGUGUCGGUUUCCUCACCGACGUACAGCUCCAUGGCCAUCGCUUCAGCGAUAAGCCCCCCGGUCGCGUCAGAGAGAAGCCCGAUCGCGUCGGAGAGAAGCCCGAUCCCGUCGAAGAGACGUCCCAUCCCGUCAACGAGACGUCCGGAUCCGGAUGGCUCCCCCCCACGAUCAUGGAGGAGGAUGGGUAGGACUCAUCGGCUGUCAAAGGCCGACAGACAAUUGCUGAAGCUUGCUUCGGCGAAGAUUGCCAACGAGAGUUCAAUUCCGACGAAUGAGAGAGGUAAGAACGGAUCUGCUGGGAGCGGUGGAAGGAAAAAGAUCGCCUUCAUGUUCUUGGUACGUGGUCCCAUGCCUCUGGCAUCCGUUUGGGAACGGUUCCUGCGAGGACAUGAAGGGUAUUAUUCCGUCUAUAUGCACGCUUGUCCCGGGUUCGCCUACGCGGCCAACGAUUCGAAGCUGUUCUCUUCCAAUUUGAUUCCUAGUGAAAGCACAGCGUGGGGUUCUGUGCGAUUGAUCGAUGCAGAGAGACGAUUGUUAGCGCGAGCUCUGCUUGAUCCUGAUAAUCAUAGAUUCGCUCUCGUCUCUGAGUCCUGUGUUCCCAUUAGGGGCUUCAGGUUUAUGUAUUCCUAUUUGUUCCGAGAGGAGAUUAGCUAUGUGAAGGCGCUCCCAGAGAAGACGCGAUAUCAGCCGGAAAUGGCGCCAGUUGUCACGCGGCGCAUGUGGCAGAAAGGCUCUCAGUGGCUGAUUCUGACACGUAGGCAUGCGGGUACGAUCGUUAGCGAUAAGUUGUUUUAUCCUCUUUUUGCCUCCUACUGCAUCGGUAGAGGACCACGUGGGGCCUGCUUCUCUGACGAACACUACAUGCAAACGGUUCUUGUACACUUAGACAGGAGAAGGGUCUCCCGAUGGACGACUACCUACCUGCGCUGGGGCUAUAAACACGCGGCGCAUCCGGUGUCGUAUGGCGCUGCAGAUGUGACCGAAGAGUUGCUGCAGAAAAUACGUUCAGAUCGGACCUGCAAGACGAGGAAAGGAAAGAGACCUGUUGUGUGCUACCUGUUCAUGCGCAAAUUUCGCAACGACACGGCGGACGUGCUGCAUGCACUCGGGGAUCGUCUCGGGAUCUGGGAGGAGGAGGAAGGGAUUGAAACUAGCGACCACGAUCUUCAAGGAUCUCCUCCCUCUCUUUCUAUCGUCCAACCACGUGGCGCCACGUUUACCGGUUGACAUGGCUGUGAACGACCACUGGAAGGUACACUCUGAUUAGCGUUUUGCUUUUCAAUUUGAAGGUAGCAGGGUUUGAUCCGGUGACUUGCACCGCCUAUGUGCCGUGUUUGACACUUUGGAUCGAGCCUGCGAGAAGCGAGUUGUGAGAUGACGGAGGGAAACGAUCAAGCCUCUGAGGCUCUGACCACCACGAGGCAGGCUACCACGAGGCUCAGCCGCACGACGGAUGGGCGGCGCCCCUUGUUUAUCCCUUCUCUCUUUCGCCUUGUGCUGUUCUUCGCCUUUUAAUCUGCUGAAGGUCUGAUGGUGCUUCACAACUCUACUUCCUUUUCUGACACGAAUUGACUUCUAUUCCUUUCCAACCUUACACUUGGCUGCAGUUAACGUGACUUGAUUGGUUGUGAGUCUUGUGACACGUCUGGAAUAAUUCAGCACGAUUUGGCACCAGCUCACUCGGGAUGAGUUGGGACCAGUUCAGUCUGGAUGAGUUGGGACCGAUUCAUUCAGGAUGAGUUGGGACCAGUUGACUUAGGAUAAGUUGGGACCUGUUGACUCAGGAUGAGUUGGGACCCGGACCGAUUCACUCAGGAUGAGUUCUGACCAGUUGACACGGGAUCGGUUGGCUGGAGCGAUUAAUUUGCUCGCCGAACUGCAGGCUCUGGCAUUAUAAGAUAGAUCAAGAAGAGAGCAACGACAGUUCCCCAGGAUAAAGGCUGAGUGCUGGAUCUAGAAAAAGAGGAGGAUGAGGAUGAUUAUCGUUGCAAUUCCCUUUGUUGGGCUCCAUAAUCCCCUCAAUUUGGUCCAGGUCCCCAGGAUAAAGGCUGAUUCCUGGAUGUAGAAAGAGGAGGAUGACCCUCCAGGAUAAAGGCAAUUCUGAGGU